Arabidopsis lyrata subsp. lyrata is the source of this 856-nucleotide messenger RNA. RefSeq names its product sodium/calcium exchanger NCL1-like. The coding region runs from base 8 to 769 and encodes 253 amino acids. The transcript is spliced from 4 exons. The record is from RefSeq and is a predicted model, not a curated record. NCBI's taxonomy places the organism in Eukaryota, Viridiplantae, Streptophyta, Magnoliopsida, Brassicales, Brassicaceae.
UCUUCCAAUGGCACAACUUGUUCUGUUCCCGACUUCUCUAUUUCUAGCCUCUAUUCUUAGUCUGAACUGUCGUGUUCUCGACCCCAAACUGUCAGAGAACAACCCGAUAUUGAUGAUCACUGAUGGUUUCAACAAUCAACUACAGUUUCUCAGUCUUGAACCUCCCAAGAUUAACGUGACUCUUACCAGAGAAGCUUGUGUACACCUAUACGGAUUCCUUCCCUGUGCAGAAAAUGUCAUUGGCUAUGCAUUCCAAGUCUUCUCCUUCGGGUCUUUGUUGAUUGUCGGCGAUUAUUUCUUGUCCCAAGGAAGAGCAGAACUCUUAGAUAUCUUUGAGGUUGGUUUAUAUGGCGUUACUGGACUAUCUACAAGGCCGGAAGUUGCUCAGUCAAUGAUUGUUGAUUUCGUUGGAGCAACGGUUGGAUCAUCGGUCUUUGCUCUAACAAUUCAAUGGGGUGCUUGUAUCAUUUUCGGGACCACGGGAGUUUUUGAUACUGGUUGUGAUCAACUGGUUCAAAAAGAAGAGAAUCCAACGAAGCCAAGGCCAGGGCUAUUAACGAGACUUUUUGAAACAAGUGUGGAAACAGAUUCAAGAACCAAGAAAGGCGCACGGAUCAUGCUUCUCACAUUAAUUCCUUUUCUCAUUGUGCAACUUUCAGAGCUAUUCGAUUCGCGAUCUUGGAGACACAUUAUUGUUCUACUGACGCUGAUAGUUUCUACUUCCGCAACUCUUUUGCUCUUGACUCUUUCGGUAUACAUAUGUGCAUAACUCUAUAGCUUUACAUAAGCUCAAGUUUUUGUGUCUAAUCUUUGAAAUUUUGUGAAUCUCUGCUGCUUGUAGAUACAAGUGGACAAA